GUCACUCUCUCUCUAUCUCUCUCUCCCUCCCUCAAAUCAAAUCAAGCUUCUUCGAUUUCCCUCGUAGGAUCAAUGGAAAUUCACGGCGAUGUCUAGCUAGGGGAAGACAAUAAUGGAAUCGUUGAUUGGAGUUGAUCGUACUGGCUUAGAAUCCUUAAAUCCGGGGGCGAUGUGCAGUCGCAGAGCUUGGACACACUCAGAGCUGGCCCCUCCCUCAGUGAGCGUGAAUGAAUUGGAUCUGGUGAGAGGCCUCUUACAAGCUUUGCAAGGUCUGUCUAGUCCCUUCAUUUUCUGGGACAAUGUUGCACAGACUUUCCGCGCUAAAACUGAGAUUCGCGUCUCUCAUUUGUCUCACUCAAGCCUUCAUGUCCUUCUCUCUGGUUUUUUGUAUGCCGCUACAUGUUUGAAGCUUGUGGAGUCUAUCGUUGCUCGAAUACAUACCUCUCUGACCUCUCCUCCUACCUUAAUGGCAUUUUCUAACUCUGUCUCUGCUUGGCUUGAGAGACUCAGAGAUAUUGCUUUGAACGAGGAAGUCACCAUCAACAAUUCUAAUCUUAGUGUCACUCCAACCCUCUUGGGAUUAACUAGUUCUUUAUCUAGUCUGUGUUCAGGUGCUGAAUAUCUUUUACAAGUUGUACGAGGUGCAAUCCCUCAUGCGUAUUUUGAGUCAAGUUCUACUAUUUCGACAGCUGAAAUCGCUGUCCACCUUCUUGAUUACCUUUACAAGAGGCUGGAUGAAGUAUGCCUUGUUGAAGGUGGUGAGGUGGAAGGAUUUCACAUGCUGCUGCAAAUCUUUGCUGGAAGUUUAUUGCCAUACGUAGAGGGUUUGGAUUCAUGGUUGUUUGAGGGAACUCUUGAUGAUCCUUUUGGAGAGUUGUUUUUUACAGCCAACCAAGCGGUCUCCGUUAACGAUGCAGAGUUUUGGGAGAAAAGCUAUAUGUUGAUGAGGGUUGCCGGCCAUAAAUCAAAUGUAGCUUCGCUAAAUGAAAAGAAAGGACUGAGUGGAAAUGACUCCAAUUUAGUUUCUGACAAAGACCGACAGCAGAAUAAUCCGGUGUUAUGCCCAUUAUUCAUAAAAGACAUAUGUAAGUCGAUUGUUUCUGCUGGAAAGUCACUGCAGCUGGUGCAGCAUAUUCCUUCGACGUCUUCCGGAACCUCUGGAAAGAUUCAGUACCAUGGGAGAAAUGGUUUUGGGAAUUCUGGCUGUGGACUACUGGCUGAAAAGAACAACUUUAGGAGCACUGCAGACUUAUCCUUGUCUGAAAUCUUUUGUCUAACACUUGCCGGCCUUAUAGGCCAUGGGGAUCAUGUCUCUAGAUAUCUGUGGAAAGAUGAAGCGGGUGAGUGGGAGAUUUCUCCAACUUUAGCAUCAUAUGUAAGUGGAGAGCUGGAAAAUGGCAUGGAUGAUAAAGAUCUUCCAGUUCGCACGUGCUCGGAACGAAUGUGGUAUAAGUUGUUGGUCGGUGUUGUGGAAGAAAAACUAGCUAUGGAGGCCAAAUCAGAACACCAGAGUGCAUGUGGUGUUUCUGGUGUUAAUGACGAAAACAACGGUCUCACUGUCAAAAAGGCGUUGCAGGGUUUAUUCUGUCAUGAAAACCUUGUUGUUUCAGUAUCUAAAAUGGAUCUUCAGAGGAAUAAAAAUGCUUUGAAUGUCUUAAACUUAUCACACAACUAUUGUCUACCCUCUUUAAAUGAUGAGAGUUUGUUGAGUGCUGUUUUUGAGGGAUCUGGCGUGGCAGAUGCUGGAUUGAGCGGCACAAACUACAAAUUUGGAUUCCAAUUUGGUAGAUCUGAAUAUCUUUCUUCUCAGGAUGACACAAAAAUUCUAGAAACGUUGUUUCCCUUUCCCACGUUGCUUCCGUCAUUCCAGCCGAAGCUCCAUAUGUCCGAAUUUCUACCUUUCCAAAAGAAUAGUACACUUCCUUCAAGAGUUCUCAGCUGGAUGCUAAAGGCAGAGCCAAGGGAUACUCCACUUCCUGUUGUAAUAAUGCAAGAAUGCUUCUCAAUCUACAUAAGGAGGCAGGUGGACUACAUUGGCAAAGUAAUUUUGUCAAAACUAAUGCAUGAUUGGAAAUUGAUGCACGAACUCGCGGUGUUGCGUGCCAUUUUCUUGUUAGGUUCAGGGGACCUUCUGCAGCAUUUUCUGACUGUGAUAUUCAAUAGGCUGGGGAAGGGAGAGUCAUCAAACGAUGAUUUUGAUUUGAACAUAAUCCUUCAGGAAUCAAUUAGAAAUUCAGCUGAUGCCAUGCUGUUUAGCAGUCCUGAUUCGUUGGUGGUAUCUAUUUCCAGAGAAGGUUGUUUAGACAAAGACAAAGAUGACAAGGGUUACGUAAUACCCCUUUCUUCAUCUCGUAAAAGCCGCGUUAACAACUUUGGGAUAGAUUGUCUCGAGUCUCUCAAAUUCACAUACAAGGUGCCAUGGCCGCUUGAGCUUAUUGCCAAUAGUGAGGCCAUUAAGAAGUAUAACCAGGUGAUGGGAUUUUUGUUGAAGGUCAAGCGAGCAAAAUUUGUGCUUGAUAAAGCACGAAGGUGGAUGUGGAAGGGUAAAGGCUCUGCAACAAAAAUCCGCAAGCACCACUGGUUACUGGAACAAAAGCUCCUCAAUUUUGUGGAUGCUUUUCAUCAAUACGUAAUGGACAGGGUAUAUCAUACCGCAUGGCGUGAACUGUGCGAAGCUAUGGUGAAAGCAGGGUCUCUGGACGAGGUCAUAUAUGUACAUGAGACCUACUUGAUAUCGAUUCAGAGGCAAUGCUUUGUGGUUCAAGAAAAGCUGUGGGCAAUCAUCGCAAGUCGGAUCAACAUGAUUCUUGGUUUAGCUCUAGAAUUCUACUCAAUACAACAAACACUGAGCAGCGGUGGAGCAGUUUCAGCGAUCAAGGCUAGAUGCGAAAUGGAAAUUGACCGCAUUGAGAAGCAAUUUGAAGACUGCAUUGCUUUCCUCCUUAGAGUAUUGUCUUCGAAGCUGAAUGUGGGACACUUCCCUCAUUUGGCUGAUUUAGUGACCAGAAUCAAUUACAAUUAUCACUACAUGUCUGACACUGGAAGCUUGAUGACUGUUUCUGGAGCAGACACCAACUCUUCCAGAACCUGGAAUGCCAAAUCUGAUGUCUGAAUCGACCAAAAUUACACAUAC
Messenger RNA from Eutrema salsugineum, 3133 nucleotides. RefSeq names its product gamma-tubulin complex component 5. Gene Ontology annotation, biological process: spindle assembly; mitotic cell cycle; cytoplasmic microtubule organization. The transcript has 16 exons. The record is from RefSeq and is a predicted model, not a curated record. Gene Ontology annotation, molecular function: gamma-tubulin binding; microtubule minus-end binding. NCBI's taxonomy places the organism in Eukaryota, Viridiplantae, Streptophyta, Magnoliopsida, Brassicales, Brassicaceae. Gene Ontology annotation, cellular component: gamma-tubulin complex; centrosome; equatorial microtubule organizing center. Bases 113 to 3112 code for a protein of 999 amino acids.